AUGGGCUGCGGCCGUGCUGUGUGCGUGCUGCUGGCUGCUGCGCUUCUGCCUGCCCGCGCCUUCCCCCAGACCAACAUCAAGAUCAGCCAAGCCCUGCCGGAGCCUGUGCAUGCCUACUCCUGCCCUCUUUUCUGGACGGAGUAUGAAGGGCACUGCUACCGCUACUUCCCCAUCAACAAAACCUGGGCCGAGGCCGACCUCUACUGUGCAGAGUUCUCCAUUGGCAUCAGGUCAGCGAAGCUGGCCUCCAUUCACAGCUGGGAAGAGAAUGUCUUCGUGUAUGAUCUGGUGAACAGCCGCGUGCCCGGCAUCCCCACUGACAUCUGGACAGGGCUCAAUGACCUACGGCAGGAGGGUCACUUUGAGUGGACAGACGGCACCUCCUAUGACUACAACUACUGGGAUGGCAGCCAGCCCGAUGACGGCAUCCACUCCAUCCCAGAGGAGGAGGACUGCGUACAGAUGUGGUACCGGGCCAGCAGCGCGCUGCGCUCCUGGAACGACAACGCCUGCGGCCGGACCUUCCCCUUUGUCUGCAAAAUCCCCUCGCUGGCCCUGGACUGAGCCUGACUGUGUGCCCAGCUUCGUGCUGCCUCUGCGGGGCAGCGCGGGACGGAGCAGGCCUCGUGCUCUUCACCUCUGGCCCUGGAGCUCUGUCCGCUGA
Molecule: messenger RNA, 664 nt
Organism: Centrocercus urophasianus (Greater sage-grouse)
Lineage: Eukaryota; Metazoa; Chordata; Aves; Galliformes; Phasianidae
Gene: CLEC19A
Product: C-type lectin domain containing 19A
Exons: 5
Coding region: 1-564 (187 amino acids)
Molecular function (GO): signaling receptor activity
Source: RefSeq, a predicted model, not a curated record